UGUUGAGGUGAGGAUGAGUUAUUGUGAUCUUCAUAUGUAUUAAUCCAAUACAUAUGAAGCGUAAAUUAAACAGUGUCUUGAUGCUAAGUAAGUUCAUAUGCGGAAACAGAGAUAUGCGGAGGAGUACAAAAUAAUUCAGUGACCGCCCUAACGACCAACGCGCACUUCCUAUGAAGUGUUAAGUCUUUCGAGAAUUGGGCAAGCUAUUGUACUACAAAGCUUGCAGUCUUGAAGUACAAUGAGAUCCACCCGCGGCUUUGAUGAGAAUCGAAACCAGGUCCUCUUGCUCCUACGUUCACUCAAGACAAAAUAAGCGUUCAUGAUAGGAUACUGGAAUGCAUGCAAAGAUUCAUGAGCAGGGAAGAGAUCGUGGAUCAUCUAUGGCUUCAAUAUCAAACCCAACCUGUUUGGACAAACACAGUUUUCGAUAACCUUGAGCGUGAGAAUCCAGAUUACUUCAAAUCCUACUAUGAAUCUCUGUCUUUUGCCCAGCAAUCGUUCAACUCUGAUCAGCUUGGUUCACAAACUAUGGGGACCGCUAAAAUCUUCCAGCAGGGACAAACUGGUGCAUCUUCAUCAUAUCAGCUAACUCCAGAAGCUGGUGAUGCAGUGGAUGCUGGUGGUCAUAACUUGCCUGGUGCAUCAUCAUUUCCACCAGUAGCUGCUAUUUCUAGUGCACCUCUACUGACGCCCCUUUCUCACGCAGUGCAUGCUGGUGCUCAAAACAUACCUGGUGCAUCAUCAUUUCCACCAGAAGCUGCUAUUUCUAAUGCUAUCCCUCUGCAGACUCCCCUUUAUCUCAUGAAUGCUGCUGCUCAAAGCUUUCCUGGUGCAUCCUCAUCAUCACAGCUUCCAGCAGAAGGUAGCAAUGCUGGUGAUGCAGUGAUUGAAAUUCUGAAGCAGAUGUUAGGCAGGUUGGACCAGAUGCUAACAAAGCAAGACCAGAUGCUAACAAAGCAAGACCAGAGUCUCAGUAAGCAAGACCAGAUGCUCAGUAAGCAAGACCAGAUGCUCAAAUUACUGACUGGCAAGAGAGUGAGAACUGAGCAGGACCAAGAUGAAGAAGUUCCAGAUCCAAGAAGGCAGCGAACAUCAGAUUCUCCAACAUUAUAGUUUGUGAUUACAACAAUGAUUGCAUAGACAUGAUGCUUACUCUCAUCGUCUGUUUACAAUUAGCUAAGCAGUUUAAAAACAUUAUCUGUGUUUUCUUGUUGUAGAUCUCUAGAUUUGCAUUGUUAGUCUCAUACCUGGGGCGAGAUAUACAAUGUCACAAGCUAAGAACAUAUAUUCAUUCUUCCAAAUCCCAAUCCA
Molecule: messenger RNA, 1311 nt
Organism: Raphanus sativus (radish)
Lineage: Eukaryota; Viridiplantae; Streptophyta; Magnoliopsida; Brassicales; Brassicaceae
Exons: 8
Coding region: 340-1113 (257 amino acids)
Source: RefSeq, a predicted model, not a curated record